Mus caroli (Ryukyu mouse) is the source of this 5123-nucleotide messenger RNA. It is a transcript of the gene Ets1, whose product is annotated as ETS proto-oncogene 1, transcription factor. Gene Ontology annotation, biological process: regulation of transcription by RNA polymerase II; cell differentiation. Gene Ontology annotation, cellular component: nucleus. Gene Ontology annotation, molecular function: DNA-binding transcription factor activity, RNA polymerase II-specific; sequence-specific DNA binding. The record is from RefSeq and is a predicted model, not a curated record. NCBI's taxonomy places the organism in Eukaryota, Metazoa, Chordata, Mammalia, Rodentia, Muridae.
UCGGUGAGGAACGCCCUAAAGCGGAGGCGAGCUGCACUGCGCCAGCGCCGGCCAGCCGUGCGAGCGAGCAAGGGAGCGAGCGCCCGGGACGGAGGAGGGAGCGAGCGCCCGGGACAGAGGAGCGAGCGGGCGGGCGAGGCGCGGGCGAGGCUGGGACCUAAGCGCGCUCUCUGCUCCGCCAAGUGCCAACUUCGCGCAGACUGGCUGGGCGCGCACCUUCCCGCGGGGCGGUCAGCGGGAAUUUGAGAUUUUAGGGUUGCGCUCUGUCCCCUUCCACUGGGUUCAAAAAUCCCCAUUAAAAAGCAAAACAACAGUUACAGCAAACUUGCUCUCAUCCCGCCGGCCCCCUCAACUCCGGGCACCAUGAAGGCGGCCGUCGAUCUCAAGCCGACUCUCACCAUCAUCAAGACAGAAAAAGUGGAUCUCGAGCUUUACCCUUCCCCGGACAUGGAAUGUGCAGAUGUCCCGCUGUUAACUCCGAGCAGCAAAGAGAUGAUGUCCCAAGCAUUGAAAGCUACUUUCAGUGGUUUCACAAAAGAACAGCAACGACUGGGAAUCCCCAAAGACCCCCGGCAGUGGACAGAAACCCAUGUCCGGGAUUGGGUGAUGUGGGCUGUGAAUGAGUUCAGCCUGAAGGGUGUGGACUUCCAGAAGUUCUGUAUGAGUGGAGCAGCACUGUGUGCCCUGGGUAAAGAAUGCUUCCUCGAGCUGGCUCCAGACUUUGUUGGGGAUAUCCUGUGGGAGCAUCUAGAGAUCCUGCAGAAAGAGGAUGUGAAACCAUAUCAGGUUAAUGGAGCCAACCCUACCUACCCAGAAUCCUGUUACACCUCGGAUUACUUCAUCAGCUAUGGUAUCGAGCAUGCUCAGUGUGUUCCUCCCUCAGAGUUCUCAGAGCCCAGCUUCAUCACAGAGUCCUAUCAGACGCUGCAUCCCAUCAGCUCGGAAGAACUCCUGUCCCUCAAGUAUGAGAACGACUACCCUUCUGUCAUUCUCCAGGACCCUCUCCAGACAGACACCUUGCAGACAGACUACUUUGCCAUCAAGCAAGAGGUGUUAACUCCAGACAACAUGUGCCUGGGGAGAGCCAGUCGUGGUAAACUCGGGGGCCAGGACUCUUUUGAGAGCGUAGAGAGCUACGAUAGUUGUGACCGCCUCACCCAGUCCUGGAGCAGCCAGUCAUCCUUCAACAGCCUGCAGCGGGUCCCCUCCUAUGACAGCUUCGACUACGAGGAUUAUCCCGCUGCCCUGCCCAACCACAAGCCCAAGGGCACCUUCAAGGACUAUGUGCGUGACCGUGCUGACCUCAACAAGGACAAGCCUGUCAUUCCUGCUGCUGCCCUGGCUGGCUACACAGGAAGUGGGCCGAUCCAGCUGUGGCAGUUUCUUCUGGAAUUACUCACUGAUAAGUCUUGUCAGUCUUUUAUCAGCUGGACAGGAGAUGGCUGGGAAUUCAAGCUUUCUGACCCAGAUGAGGUGGCCAGGAGAUGGGGAAAGAGGAAAAACAAACCUAAGAUGAAUUAUGAGAAACUGAGCCGUGGCCUUCGCUACUAUUAUGACAAAAAUAUCAUCCACAAGACAGCGGGUAAACGCUACGUAUACCGCUUUGUGUGCGACCUGCAGAGCCUGCUGGGAUACACCCCUGAGGAGCUGCACGCCAUGCUGGACGUAAAGCCGGAUGCUGACUAGUAAUGGACAGACACGCAGAAGGAAGGGGCUGGGGGAACCCUGCUGAGACCUUUCAAAGAGCAACCUUGUUGGUUGGACUCUUCAUUUUUAAUUGUUAUUCAAUGUUUUAUUUUCCAGAACUCAUUUUUCACAUUCAGGGGUGGGAGCUGAGGGAGCGCCGCUGUAUUCCAUUGGCCAUUGGCGGGCCCUGAAAGAGGAGGUCAGGACCUGCGGGGUGGGCGGGGCAAUAGCUCCUGAGCAGACUUUCAGGAGGGAGAAGUCUUCUCAGAAGCCUGCCGGACCUGGCUUGCAGAGGAAAAAAAAAAAAAAGCUUAAGUGUCCGGUCAUUUUCUAUUUUUUUUUUUUAAUCAAAGAAAAAAAAAAUUUCAUCUUGAGUUGUGGAUCUACCAGUAGGAGAAAUGGUCGCAUUGAGAGGAAAGCGAUUGAUGAAAGCCAGUCAGUUUUGUGGGUGGGCUGAAAACAGUUUCUUCAGGGGAUUACUAAACUCAAGAAUUAUUAACCUUUCUACUUUUUGAAACAAGGAUGGACUUUGAUGGAAGGGAUCCAAAACUGUUUUAUGUUGAAGUUUAUUUUAUUAAAUUUUGUGCCAGUAUUUUUUUUCCUUAAAAAAAAAAUAUCGUCUUAAGCUCUAAGGUGGUCUCAGUAUUGCAGUAUUGUGAGUUUGUUGUUAUUUGCUGGCUGAGGACUCUUGUCACAGUGAAAGACAACUGUUUAUAUAGACCCCAUUGGAAAAAUCCCAGCUCUGUACUGAGAUCAGAGACCCCAGACUCUUACAGCUAAAGGAAACGAAUGCUGAUUUGGGGACAGGGGGGACUGUGCGUGUGACUUCCACCUGCGGUUUGUAAAAACUGUUUUCCUUUGAUUCACUGUCAGGCUUUGGACUUAGUGUUAGUUAAGGGGCGUUAAGUCUCUGCACUGAAUGUAUUCUGCAGCUCUUCUAUGGAAUCGUCGGCAUCAUCGGAGCACAGUUCAAGUCUUGGGAAGGAAAUCCAAGGAGCAGGAUUAACCUGGGUUUUGGUUAAACCGCUACCCGAAACAUGGAAGACUCAGAAUAAAAGGCGUUUGCAUGGGCAUUACCCCGAGGGUCUUAAGGCCUCAAUGCAUGCCAUUCCAAACCAACAUUCUCAGUUCUCCUCUACUUUGUCUUAUGUUCCCUGGCAUCCCUCAUUGCUGCCCCUCUCUCAUCACUGAUCAGUGAAAGUGGAGUAUAAUGCUUCCUGACACGUGACUGAAAGUGUAGUUUCAGCCAGCACAACACAAAUCCAAGAGUCCAGACUUGCUAGGGCUCGGAGGCCACAGCAAUGGAGAGGGUAUUUCAGUAGCAUGUGACUCGGCCUCCUUGAGAAGAGGCUUGCCUUUGAAGACUUGGUGCUCGUCAGGGUGAGGUUGCUUGCGAGGACGUGGUAGGGAGCACUGGCACUUGGCCUGUUACCAUCUCAGCAGAGGGCAAACCCAGGUCAACUGCAGGUGAGAGGAAGAUGGAGAAAAUACAAGGGAAGGAGCUUAGGUGAGGAAAAUGAGGUUGGCCCGAGACAGUUAGAUAUAUGUUUAGUUUCCUCCAAGUUUAAACUCAAAGACUUAAUUGAGGCAGCCAUCAUCCUGCCUGUUGGGAGAGGAGACCUGAAAAUAAGCCAUUGUGGGUUAAAAAAAAAAAAGUAAGGAGACAUGCCUGGGAUCAUUAAAAUCCCUUCCACUGUAUACCUGCCUAGUUAAGACAGUGACAGUGAACAUCGAUGAGAGAAGAGAGGCAAUUGGUUGAGGUGGGCCUCUCCUGGCUCACCCUUCGGGGAUUGUAACUAUGUGGUAUCAUCUUCCAUGAGAGUUGAUGGCUGACUCCCACAUUCCCCUGAAGACUCUGAAUUACUAAGACUUUAACUCUUGUCCGUGGGUGUUCUGUACUGACUGAGUGGAGCAUCCCCACAAGGAAGCAAAGGCCAAACAUUCCAGCUAUAUAUUUUGAUCUUACAAAUGCAGGUGCCUUAAUGAAGCUCUCAAAAUACUUAGGAGCUGCUCAGGGAGUGUUAGGUGGGAUCAUUUGGAUUAUGCUGUUUUCUCUUAUAUUAUGUGAUCUUUGUUGGGCACUGACAGUGUGAGUGUGUGAGUGUGUGUGUGUGUGUGUGUGUGUACAUUUGUAUAAAAUUGCAGCUGAAAUAGUACUGAAUUUUCUACUUAGAGUCUGUUCACAUUUCCAUAAUGGUGAAUGAAAGCGUACAGCCGGGGCUGUUAUCGUUGUUUGCUCUUUGCAACAAGGCUUAAAAAAAAAUCACUUCCCCAAGUCUUCAUCCUUCUCCAUAUUGAGUUCCUGCUGGGAAUGCCCCUUUUGAGAGCCUACCACCUGCAGUCCCCUAGCAGAGAAGACAUAAGUAAGUGUCUCCCACACUCCUCAGCGUGCUGACUUGCCUGCCUUGAUGCCCUUUCUACCUAGGUCCACCACUUUCAGGAUUUGUAGAUUGUAUAUUAGUCAGACAGCUUUGUUGUCCAUCUGGCCAUUUGCUUUCCCCCAUUUCCUCCGAAGGCCAGAGACCAUCCCAGGAAGAGUGGCGGGUGGUUUAUACACUGGAAAUGUAGCCGCACUGCUGCAUUGAUGCUCUUUUAAAACACGUUCACUUCAGAGGAAGGAUGAGCAGAUCUGAUCUAGCUGGGCCACUCCAUUAUUUUCCCAGAGAAAUGCUUUCACCUGUGUGGCUGGCUUUGGGCUCAGAGGCGGGGGUAAGGAUGCUCCCUGUGGAGAGCUCUGAUGGUGUGGCCAUGGAGACCUUGUAAGCAUUCAGGAUCAGAGAUGCUCUUCCUCACUUUGGAGACCAGCACUCUGGGUUUUAAAGCAUUAACCUUCAUGGUGAAAUCACACCUUCUCUCUCCUAGCCAUGCUGUGCAUGCGGCCUUCUCUGUUGGGGUCUAUAUAAACCUGUUGAACUCUUACGUACAUUCCAAAGACGUUUCAAGGAACCACAAGUAUAUGUAUACAAAUACAUAUAUGAAGUAUAUAUGUUAAAGUGAAUUUAUCUCUAUCAGGAAUACUGCCUCAGUUAUUGAAUUUUUUUUAAGGAUACUUUUUUUUUUAAAGCUGAGAAUUAUUGAGGUGAAAAAGAUGUUAUAUUGUGUUUGACUUUUUCCAACUUGUAUUUUCAUAUAAUUUAUAUUUUUUAAAUGCUGAAAAUUUAAAAGCAAGAUUUAAAAAGGAAAAGCAGGUGCUUUUUAAAAAUCAGAACUGAGGUAGCUUAGAGAUGUAGCGAUGUAAGUGUCUUAAAUGUUUUUGUUUUGUUUUUUUUUUAAAAGCAAAUGCAAAAAAUUCUUAUGGGGGAGUUUUUGGUUUGUUUCUUUUAAGUAGCUGAUGCUGGCACAUCAUUUUGCUGGAAAGUUUUUUAUAUACUGUAGGCUGAUUUCAUAUUGUAUUUUAAACUGUGUGAAAUUAAAGAAACAAAGAAAUUCAUUCAUAA